AUGCCCGGCUUGCAAAAUAAACCCAUGGAAGAUGGUCACUCCCUUUUCGAUUACAGCGUUGGACUGAAUGAUAUUGUUCAGCUCCUGGUCAGACAAAGCCCAGCAGUGCUUCCUGCUGUUAGCAAGGAGAAGGAUUCUGAGCUCUCCGACACAGACUCUGGCUGUGGCUCAGGCCAAAGCGAAUCUGACAAAAGCUCUCACAACGGAGAAGGUGCCAUGGAGCUGGAGGGACAGCCGAGCACUGCGGCACAGCCCGACUGGACUGACCCGGGAUUUGGCCUCUAUAAGAUCAAUGACUUGGUCGAUGCUCGAGAUAUGAACAUGGGAGCGUGGUUUGAAGCCCAGGUUGUAAACGUGACCAGGAAAAAACCUACAAAUGCGUCAGCUGACAGUUGCACGAAUCCUGAUCAGCCGACAGCCAUUCCUGAAGAAGAUGUAAUAUACCACGUGAAAUACGAAGAUUAUCCAGAGAACGGAGUUGUGGAGCUGAGUUCGAACGACGUACGGGCUCGCGCACGGACUAUUUUGAAGUGGCACCAGCUAGAAGUAGGACAGGUGGUGAUGGUCAACUAUAACCCCGAUGAACCAAAAGAGAGAGGGUUUUGGUACGACGCGGAGAUCCUGCAGAAAAGGGAAACGAAAAUGACCAAGGAGAUAAAUGCCAAGAUAUUACUUGG
Molecule: messenger RNA, 677 nt
Organism: Eurypyga helias (sunbittern)
Lineage: Eukaryota; Metazoa; Chordata; Aves; Eurypygiformes; Eurypygidae
Product: E3 ubiquitin-protein ligase UHRF1-like
Exons: 4
Biological process (GO): negative regulation of gene expression via chromosomal CpG island methylation
Molecular function (GO): ubiquitin protein ligase activity
Source: RefSeq, a predicted model, not a curated record